GUUUGAUGUGUUUUGUUUCUACAGCAAAUGGCGGACGACGCCGGUGCUGCGGGAGGGGCAGGGGGAGCUGGAGCAGCUGCAGGUGGAGGAGCUGCUGCCAGGGGAGGCUUCCGAGGAGGCUUUGGCAGUGGAGGCCGAGGGCGUGGAAGAGGCCGUGGCAGGGGACGUGGCCGAGGGCGUGGAGCUCGGGGCAAAGCUGAAGACAAAGAAUGGAUUCCAGUCACCAAACUUGGUCGCCUAGUAAAGGACAUGAAAAUCAAGUCUCUGGAGGAGAUUUACCUUUUCUCCCUUCCAAUCAAGGAGUCUGAAAUCAUUGACUUUUUCCUGGGCUCAUCCCUGAAGGAUGAGGUUUUGAAGAUCAUGCCUGUUCAGAAACAAACCCGGGCUGGUCAGCGCACCAGGUUCAAGGCCUUUGUGGCGAUUGGUGACUACAAUGGUCACGUUGGUCUUGGGGUCAAGUGCUCCAAGGAAGUUGCCACCGCCAUCCGUGGGGCCAUCAUUCUUGCGAAGCUGUCCAUUGUGCCCGUGAGGAGAGGCUACUGGGGGAACAAGAUCGGCAAGCCGCACACUGUACCUUGCAAGGUAACAGGUCGGUGUGGCUCCGUACUUGUGCGUCUCAUCCCUGCGCCACGUGGUACUGGAAUUGUGUCUGCCCCAGUUCCCAAGAAAUUGCUGAUGAUGGCUGGUAUUGACGACUGUUACACAUCAGCGAGGGGCUGCACUGCCACCUUGGGCAACUUUGCCAAGGCCACCUUUGAUGCCAUCUCAAAGACCUAUAGUUACCUUACCCCUGAUCUGUGGAAAGAGACUGUGUUCACCAAGUCACCUUAUCAGGAGUUCACUGAUCAUCUUGCAAAGACUCAUGCUACCAGAGUGUCUGUGCAGAGAACCCAAGCAGCUGCUGUGGCAACUACCUAAAAGAUGUACUUUAAAAUAAAGUGACCAAGAGUUUUUAAACCAGUCUCGCAAA
Podarcis raffonei (Aeolian wall lizard) is the source of this 970-nucleotide messenger RNA. It is a transcript of the gene RPS2, whose product is annotated as ribosomal protein S2. Gene Ontology annotation, cellular component: ribosome; cytosolic small ribosomal subunit. Gene Ontology annotation, biological process: translation. Gene Ontology annotation, molecular function: structural constituent of ribosome; RNA binding. Bases 28 to 918 code for a protein of 296 amino acids. Lineage: Eukaryota; Metazoa; Chordata; Lepidosauria; Squamata; Lacertidae. The record is from RefSeq and is a predicted model, not a curated record. The transcript is spliced from 7 exons.